AGUGAUACUUUUUUACCUGACAGAAUUAAACUGAAUUCGAGCCAGAAUGUUCCUAAAGAGUCUGUGCCUGAGCAUUUGCCUAUUCCAAAAGAUCAGGCUGACCUGCAGAUGAAUAUUACAUUCAAUGAAGGUUUUGAUCAAAUUGCUGGGUUUGUUCUCUAUGAUAGUGAUCAUUUUUUUCAGUCACAAAGCUUUAAAUCUUCCCUGAAUACCAAGAGAAGAGUGAUCUCUCCUAUACUGUCAAAAUAUCAAGACAUGGAGCUUCAGUUUGCAGUUAUAUCAUUGAAUGAUUCCACGGUGUCCCUCCACAACUUUGCAUGUGUGUUUUGGAGUUACUCCAAAAAAGACUGGAGUACAGAAGGCUGCACGAAAACACAGAGCUUCUCGGGCCAUGUACAGUGCAGCUGUAAAUCUAAUCGGCGUGAAAAUCAUUUGAACUUUGCCAUCCUCAUGACUUUCAAUACAAACUAUCGAUAUUCAGAAGCAUUACAUUGGAUCAGCGUUACCGGCUGUUCUGUGUCUAUAGUGGGUCUGGCUGUCACAGUGGUUUAUCAAAUUGCGACCAGGAAGUCACGAGGGUGCAGCCCUACCCUGCUUUCGGUGAACAUCUGCUUGAGCAUGACGAUUUUCUACCUUCUCUUCAUGUUUGGCAUAAACAAUCGUGUCCAACAUGCAAAAGAAGCAAAUGUUUUUGCAGAAAAUAAAGUUCCUGAGUCAGAUCACAAGCGGUACUCAGACGAGGGUCCCUGCACCAUAUUUACAGCCUUGAUUCAUUACUUUUUGUUGGCCACGUUCACUUGGAAUUUUCUGUAUGGGAUUCAUGUGUUCCUCCUCUUCAAAGCGACUAUUUCUGGACCACCUCCAUGGUUUCUGAAGGUGUCCAUAGCAUUUGGCUGGGGGUUUCCAGCUAUCAUUGUUGGUAUCUCAUUGGGUUUCACUUACAGAAUGGAUGAGCCUUUAGGUUAUCGACAAGAAGAGUUUUGCUGGCUGGCUUCUUUGAACCACAAACAGCAGUUUGAUAUGAGAAAGCCAAUGUUCUGGGCAUUUCUGCUUCCUCUGGUAAUCAUGCUCAUCUCCAACACCGCAAUGUUGCUGCAUUUCUCUCACAACAUCUGUAAGACCAACCCUAAUUUAAACAGAUCACGACAAACUCCUCUGAGGAAGAAGCUUUUGAAUAGCUUUUCUCUGGCUGUGAUGCUUGGUCUGACCUGGGUCACCGGCUACAUUAUGCUCAUCACCCAUGAAAAAACUCUCAACCUCAUCCUGAGCAUAGUUUUCUGUGUCUGCAACACAACACAGGGCAUACAGAUAUUCGUAUUAUUCACACUGAAGUCUAUAUUAAAAUCAAAUCCAGCUGUUCUGAAUGCUGUGAAUGCACCAGACAUUGGCCUUCGCACGAGAAACUUCUUUCUAUGGAAGGUUAAGUCACCGGAAAGCAGAGAAACCUACACACCCACAAAUCCUGACUCUGUCAGACCACCCCAUGUCAUCAAAGAGAGCUCGAGAUCAUUGGAUGUUGAAACUGCUGAUCACAUCAGCAUUAAGGAACAAUGUAAUGAAUAACCCAGGUCUAUUAAAUUAACUGUGUAUCUAAAACAAAAAACGGUUAUUUAAAGUUGCAUCCAUGGUAAACAAAUUUUUUGUGUGUUCUGAGUAAGGGAUAAAUGCAGAAAUAAGCCCCGACAGUGUGAUCGUGGAGGGUCUUGUAUCACACUGAAGGGGCUUAUUUUGAGAUAACAGCCGGCUGCUUGUACAUUAUCAUAUUAUUAUUACAUGGCUACUUGGCACAUAA
Molecule: messenger RNA, 1792 nt
Organism: Triplophysa rosa
Lineage: Eukaryota; Metazoa; Chordata; Actinopteri; Cypriniformes; Nemacheilidae
Gene: adgrg7.1
Product: adhesion G protein-coupled receptor G7, tandem duplicate 1
Exons: 11
Coding region: 109-1563 (484 amino acids)
Biological process (GO): cell surface receptor signaling pathway; adenylate cyclase-activating G protein-coupled receptor signaling pathway
Cellular component (GO): membrane
Molecular function (GO): G protein-coupled receptor activity
Source: RefSeq, a predicted model, not a curated record